GCCCCGCCCUGGUGAUCUUCUCAUGUCUGGCAGCAGGAGCGGUGACUCCAUGGAAGGCGUGGUUUUGGUACCACCCUGCAGCCAUGUUGAUAGGAUACGUGGCUCUCAUGGGCAACGCUGUGCUGGUGAAGAAGAUCGGAGGCCUGCAAGCAACGCAGAUCCACGGCCACCUGAUGAAUGCUGGCACUUUGGUUUGCGCCUUUGGCUAUUAUGUCAUCUAUUCCAACAAGGAGGCCAACGGCAAACCGCACAACACGAGCUGGCACGGGAAGCUAGGAGACUUGUUGUGAUGGUGUUCACCGUCAUCAUGGCAGUGGCGGGCAAAAUUGCUUUAGACCCUUCGAUGGGGAUGCUAAGGACAGCCAAGGAGGUCCGGAAAAUGCACCGCUACUCCGGCAGGAUCAUGCUGGUAGCUGCUUGGGUCUGCUCCAUCAUGGGGUGGUACACCUUCCAGAAGAUGGCCAUCUUGCCUGUGGCGAUCUUUGCCUUACCGCUGCUGGCGUUUGUCAAGGUGAUGAUGUGAGAGAGGUUUGUUGGCCAAGUGCGUGCGUUGUACCCGCGGCGUCGCUGCAACGGUGCGCGAGAGGAGC
Effrenium voratum is the source of this 590-nucleotide messenger RNA. The record is from the annotation of a GenBank genome assembly. NCBI's taxonomy places the organism in Eukaryota, Dinophyceae, Suessiales, Symbiodiniaceae.